GGUGACUCUAAAGAAUAGCGGCCCAAACCGAAACGACCUUCGAACAAAAAAGUGACCUUGAGCAAGGAAUCAGCUGACUGUAUCAUUUUCGGAAGUAAUCAUGGAUGUUUCCGAUUACUGUUUGGAUAACGAACUCAUAGCUUUGUCGAAAAUUUGCCAGUGCGGAGGAGUUAUGCAUAUACAAAUAUGAGCAGAGGCCAUUGAUGGCUUUGUAUACAGAUGUAUUGAGUGCCGAAGGAGGAAAUCGGUUCGAGAUGGUUUGUCGUUGUUUUUUAGUUUACAGAUCCCUUAGGAACUUUUCUCUCAAGGUCUAAGUUACCUUUGGCGAAAAAAUUUUAAUGAUAUGUAACUUCUGGGUCCUGAAAAGAGCAGUCACAGCUACAGCUUAUGAAAAAGAAAAUUCAGAGGUGUCAGCAGUGCAAUGGUACAACUACUGCAGAGAUGUUUCCUCCUGGAAAAUGAACACCCUGACUCAAGUUCUCGGGGGAGUCGGCAGCAUAGUCCAUAUUCAUGAGACUGCACUUAUAAAAAGGAAAUACAACCGCGGGAGAUUACAAGCAAACCAGCAGUGGAUACUGGGUAUCUACGACAUGACACCGCGCAAAGGGUAUAUGGAAGCGAUUCCCAAUCGCAGUGCAGCAGUAUUAGUGCCUAUUAAUAAGCGUUUGGUGUUGCCGGGGACGACCAUUCAUACGGAUGAAUGGAGCGGACACCGUCAAUUAUCGAAUCAUGGGUACAUUCAUCAUGUUGUUAAUCAUACGGACGGUUUCCGGAAUCCUUUGGAUGGAACCCAAACCAGUUCCAGUGAAACAUUUUGGAGUCGUCUAGAAAGACGUAUACGAGCGGUUAAUGGAUCGAGAAAUCCCAUGAUUCACAGUUACCUGGAUGAAUUUAUGUACCGAAACUGGUUUCAUAUGACUAUGAAGACUCCCAUGAGAAACUGGGAGGUUUUUUUGCAACAUAUACGCGAGCGCCAUCCUUUGUAACUGUUUAUUAUGAUUGAAUUACUUCUAUAUAAACCGUUUUUUACAAUUAUGCGUCUUUCUAUUUGAGCCUUCUCAUUGGCCGAAGUUGUCCCAGUCAAGGUCAUUUUUGCGUUAAAAGGACGUUUCGGUUUGGGCCGCAAUUCCUUAGAGUCACAGGGGUUAAGCAGAAG
Messenger RNA from Trichobilharzia regenti, 1156 nucleotides. Lineage: Eukaryota; Metazoa; Platyhelminthes; Trematoda; Strigeidida; Schistosomatidae. The record is from the annotation of a GenBank genome assembly.